CAUGAGCAAAUAGAUAGUCAGCACUGAGUGCAGGAAUUAAAGGCCCGUUAAUGGUUCCUCUAGACCCUGCACGUUGUCCCAGUGUUUCAAAAUUGCAGAACUCAAGGCUUUCAGAGCAAAAAUCCAAAGAGGAAGUAGUGACAUCUUCAAACUUAAACUUGCUUGGUGGUUCUGUAGGCUGCCGCCGAAGUGAUUUUGCUCUAGUGUUGUGCUCAACCACACCCACAAUCACUUAUUUCCCAAGCAUAGCCACACCCCCAAGACUGCUUUCUUGCUGAUAGAGUUUUCGGCUGUUUCUUAUCCCAAUUGUAUCCUUGCCAGCUUGCUUACCUCCUGAAACUUAAUCGUGUGUUGAAACAUGAGAGACACAUAGUUGAUUGUACAACCGGUUUUGGUAUUUGAAAUGAUCCAGAGAUCAGUGGAGUGAAGAAUAUCAGUGGUGGACAGAUCACGAGGUAGGAGGCCAUGUCGCCUCAUGAUCCAAAAUAUGCUAAGUCUGAGAAGGUCAUGCCGCCUCACGAGAAGGGUCAUGUGCAUGAUUAAGAGGUCCAUGGCCGCGUCACAAGAGUGGCCAUGGACACGAAUGAGAAGGGCGUGGUGGUGGAGCACUAUAUCAAUAAUGACUAAGUCCCAAGUGGGCCAUGGACAUGGGUAAGAAGUCCAUGGCCAUGAGACAGAAGAACCAUGGCCCCCUUUGCGAGACACUACAUGCUCGUCAAAAGACUAGCAUGGCACGAGAUUCAGAACAAGACCAGGCGAGGCAAGCUACACUCCAAACCCACGACGGUUCCAAGAGAGGCACCUAGGAGGUUGAAGGAAUAACCACCACUCCGAGGAAGCAGGAGCGGUUCUUUUUGGGAGUUAUCCAAGAGGCGGUUUUCUACGGAAGAAGGAGGAGCGAUUCUUUGUAGCAGUUAUCCAACAAGCGGUUUUCUAUGGCGGUUACCUCCUCGGGGCUAUAAAUAAGAGGAGGGGUCGACAGAGGCAGGGGUUCCAAAACCAACACUCUGCCACACAUGUCAAGUUUAUCCUUUACCCUUUCUCUAUCAUGUAGCCAUAGAUGUAGUUCGUAGUUUGGAGCUCUCAUUGAACCUCCAUAGGAGUAGAAGUCAUUUAAUUUAGAUCUUGUUCCCAAAAACCAUCAAUCUAACACCCUUGUUCGAACUUUGUUUGAAGAGGUGUGAGCCGUGUCUUAGAAAUCGUUGUCCAUAGAAGUCAAAGGUGCAAUCCAUCUCAAUUCAACAAGAGUUUUCUCGCCGGAAAACAGAUUCUUAUCAAUCGAACCAUGUGUUUUAGGCACAACAUUUUGGUGAAGGCUUCUAACUUCAGCGAAUAAAUACCUAGAAUAGAGAAUGGAAUGAUGAAGUACUCGACACAUAAUAGAUUCAACUAACAGGCACUCGUACACAGAAUUGAAAAAAAUAAAGAUUUAGUUUGAUUGGGAAUUCCAAUGGUACGUUUCCUUUUCCAUGUAUCUUCUUAAACAUAUACAACCAUAUAAAAGGGACGAGAUACUUACGAGAGGAGAGCACGUCCAGCUUGGGUCAAUGUUGUUUGGGACGGAUUUCUUGCCCUCUGAAAAAGAGGGGGUAAGUAUCAUCUCCGCUUAAGUAUCCAGCUAAAGUCAAUGGCAAUUGCUGCAUACAAAAAUGAAGCAAAGACAUAAGUUAGUGAGACAGAAAAUGAAGAAGAAGAAAACAUUAACCACACUUGAAUAAUUUUUCUAGAAGAGAACAUAUAGAACCGCAGUAUUGUAGCUAAUCAAGGCUAAUAACUAUGAAAAUUAUGGAAGGAAGAAAGAAAAAGGUAUUCCAAAGAGAAAAUCCCAACCGAGUAACAAUUAUUGAAUUAUACAAAAAUCAACGCACUUGUAGAAGCAUUCUAGACUGAUUUUCAUGGACGAUUAUAAACCAAGAUUAAGGGCAACUGGCUUUUUCAUUGCUGAUUAGGCACCACAAUUACAGGCUGGUUAGGAACCUGGUCGAGGACGACAGUUCCGUUGACGAUGAAGAUCUUGUUGCCAACUCGGAACUCCCCCUCUUCUCCUUCUACUUCUUUCUAGUCCGGGAUUGGUAUUGGACCAAGAUACAUCUCCGACCAGAUACAGUCAAUGCAACAAGAGUCAACACGUCGUAGCUACAGCAGCAGUAGCCAAAGCCACGGCCAGCCAGAGAAUGUCACGUUCACAGCCACAACUCAUCAUUCUCGGCUGCGACUUAACAUACAGAGAGGUUUGCACGAAUCAUUGUCUCGCCACUCCGAAGUCACGGUCGCCCAUCCCAUGUCACAGCCGCAGCUGUGACUCUCGUCAGUCCCAGUUUCCAUAUUUGUAUGGAGUCUCGUUUGGUAAUUACCAAGGGUUAGUAUUGUAGAAGAAUGGCCAAUAGUAUUUGAGUCUCGUUUGGUAAUAAUUUCUCCUAACUAAGGUGCUGGAAAAAGAAAGGAUCACGAAAUAGAAAGGAAGAAUGACCAAUGGUAUUGGUUGGACAAUGGUUCAAAGUUAAAGGGUGAGAUGGGAGAGUGGAAACCUGGAUUAGAUUAAAAGGGCUUAAGAGCUUUUAAAUAUUAUUAUUAUAUAAAUAGCGCCUAAUUGGUAUAAAGGGUUCAAUGGGAAAUGAAUAGGUCUACAAUAAGUACCAUGCAGCCACGCGGAUCACCGUCCAUAUAUUAUUAGACUUAAUCUCCGCCGUCAUUCAAGGCCUUGCUCCUUCUGCACGGGUCUCUCCACCGUCAUCCAUGAUUCAAUUCCACCUUUCUUUGUCACUUCCUGUAAAUCUCCAUUGGAAUUCCCCUUCCCAUCAUUUUCCCCACUUCCAAUUGUCAAAAGAGGGAAACCCGUACAAAGUUUCUGAUUCUGGGUUGUUUUUGCUUUUGAUUUCUAGAACAAACCCAAUUUGUGAUUGCGAUUGAAAGAAGAAAGGGGAGAAUCAAGGAAGGAACGGAAAUGGUGGGAAGCAUUGAAACGAUGGAGAGCCCUGAUAAUGGGUACUCCACUGAGCAAAGCCAACGGCGACUCGCUCAGAAUCGUCGGCGUCGAUGCCACGGGAGCGUGUUCGCCGCCCUUUUACAAGACAGCUAUCGUCAGUUUCGCAACAAGAUCCAGAUCCGGAUAUGGCGUCGGGCGGUUGACUGGUCCACGGCGGAGCAUCUCUUCGAGGUGAUCAAUUCCUGGGAAGAUGUCCUCCGGCGGCUGAUCCGGCGUUGCGCCUACCUCAAGUACGUCGAGGCCCCCCGGACUCUGUAUGCCGACGAGAUCUUGAUAAAUGUGUUCUGCCUGGUUGUGCCCGAUGAAAGUGGUGACGAAGGCGGUUUGGGAUGCCGACCUUGUGGUGAACGGAGUCCCGUCGACGGAUGCUAGGAAGGUUUUCGAAGGGAUUAGUCUGUAUUGGAAGGAGAGGAUUCAUAUGUCGAUUAUCAUCUUGCUGGCGGAAGGGAUUGAGGCGGCACUGUCCUCCCGAGUCGCCCAUCAAUAUCAUCUUCAAUAUUGACCAAACGAUCCAUUGAUUUAGAUUAGGGUUUUGAUUUGGGGUUUGGGGAUUUUGGAUAAUAGGAGGGGAUUUUUUAAUUUUUAAUGUUAACUGAAUUAAAAUAUAAAUUAAUA
Messenger RNA from Linum trigynum, 3601 nucleotides. The record is from the annotation of a GenBank genome assembly. Lineage: Eukaryota; Viridiplantae; Streptophyta; Magnoliopsida; Malpighiales; Linaceae.